AUGUCUCCAACCAUCAGCGGACUAUGCUCGACAUUGACCUACUACUGGCGUCCACUUGCCUCUCCCUUCACCUUCCUACCGACGCGUCUUAGAGGUCUGGGUGCUUUUCUGGCUGUGUGCUCAGUACUCGCCACAUUCGCUUUCUUUAAUUUUCUUCCUUACGAUGCCAUUGACGACCGCAUCGCCUGCUCAUUGCAUGAUGAGAUAUUUCGCCGCCCGUCGCCAUCACUGGUCGGGUUCCACAGUAGAGAGGAUGGAGGCUUAAGUCUGGACGAGGUCAUGCGGAUGAUUGAAUCAACUGCAGGUCUAUUUGCGAGGGACUACAGCCUUGGAUUGGGUUGGAAUAAUAUGCGAUACAUCAUCGAAUCAGCGGCGCUCCAGGCGAAAAUUUUGAACAGGACGUUGGUGGUCCCAUCCUUCAUCUAUGCUCGAUCCUGCGAGCAUGAGAUGUCUAUUUGCGGAGAUUAUUUCGACAUGGUCAAUCGGAACGACGCUAUCGGCUCGAGCGAGUGGCGCAAUCUUCCGCCUGUCCAACAGAUGGCGUUCCGCAUCCCCAUAUCCACUAUGCUCAAUAUCACUCUACUCAGACAAACACAACCUGUCAUUCUUCUCUCCGACUAUCUACGGCUACACGGACUUACUCCCGAAAUCGAACAGUCAAAUGGAGUCUGGCAUCGCGAGCUGUACCACUCUAGAACGAACAUCAUGACUGGUAAGAAGCCUACCCUCUUCGUUAUUAAGAACAAGUGGUACGAUCCUUCCGGGACUCUUCGCGUGGACGUUCUUCCUCACGCAAUCCGAGAACGGGGAAUCUGGACACUCGGUGUCGGGGACGAUGUUACGGGACCUAUUGGGCGAUGGAAGGAGACUCGGGACGAUUCUGUGGAUGUGGUGGCGAAAUGCUUGGAUUCCGCUGCCAGGGAUCGUGGCCGAGGAUGGCUGGAGUGGAAUGAAGCGAGACGAGCGGUGCUGGGUUGUGAGCCGUCCAUUGUGUUAGUCGAAGAUGGCAACCUUUCGGAUCGGACAUUGGAGAGAUUUGUUAUGAAUAAUGGGUGGGAAGUGGUACACACAUAUCGAGGACUCAACAACCACGAGUUUGCAAAGGCCGUCGUUGAGCCUAUGCGAACAGUUGCCCCUCGCUCUAUGCUGCGAAGUUUCAAGGAUGAAUAUGGCCACAUUACGGAUGAUGUCUUGAUUAUUGAAGGCGAGAUUCAUCUCGAACGAAAACCGGGAUCCCUUCUAUUUACGACCUCCAGAGCUCGCGAUGCCUACACCUCGAUGGUCCUCGAUCAUGUCCGACCUCCAGAUAGUGUGUAUGCGCUCGCGGAGGUCUUGGAUGCACGAAUGAGAGACGUGAACGAGGGACGGGUUUGGAUGGGUGCGCACAUGAGGCGUGGCGACUUUCUCCGUAUUGGGUGGGCGCCAUCGUCAAUUGAGCAUCACGUACAGCGCGUCAAGGAGCACCUUGAUUCUGGCCGGAAAACACUUAAUGACCUCAUUCGAGGUGGCUCAGAUUUGUUGCAGAUGUACGAAAUCCCGAUCAUCGAUACGGAGAGCUCGAUUCCCGCUCCAGCUCAGUCACCUCGGGAGAACGACCGCCGUGCGCUGGUGGAGCAGGCCCUAUUGGCGAGAGCCGGUUUCGUGUAUGGGCAUGGGCGGAGUAGUUUUGCGGGGGGCAUGGUGAAUAUGCGGGCGCGGGCGGGAAAAGAUGUUAGAACAGUCGAUCUCGACUGA
This is a messenger RNA of Stereum hirsutum FP-91666 SS1, 1734 nucleotides long. RefSeq lists its product as uncharacterized. The record is from RefSeq and is a predicted model, not a curated record. The transcript has 7 exons. Lineage: Eukaryota; Fungi; Basidiomycota; Agaricomycetes; Russulales; Stereaceae. The coding region runs from base 1 to 1734 and encodes 577 amino acids.